GGGUGAAGGUGUGAGAUAAAGGAGAGCUCUCCUCCGAUUUGGAGGCAUCAUGGCCGCUAAGUCAGACGGGAGGCUGAAAAUGAAGAAGAGCAGCGACGUGGCGUUCACCCCGCUGCAGAACUCGGACCACUCGGGCUCCGUGCAGGGACUGGCUCCGGGCUUGCCGUCGGGGUCGGGAGCCGAGGACGAGGUGACGGCGGGAGGCGGCUGCUGCCCGGACGGCGGCGGCUGCUCGCGCUGCUGCUGCUGCUGCGCAGGGAGCGGGGGCUCGGGCGGCGGCUCGGGGGGCUCCAGCGGCCCGGGCGGCGGCAUAGGCGGCCCGGGCGGCGGCGGGGCAGGCUCGGCGGCGCUGUGCCUGCGCCUGGGCAGAGAGCAGCGGCACUACUCGCUAUGGGACUGCCUCUGGAUCCUGGCCGCCGUGGCCGUGUACUUUGCGGACGUGGGCACGGACAUCUGGCUCUCCGUCGACUACUACUUGCGCGGCCAGCGCUGGUGGUUCGGGCUCACGCUCUUCUUCGUGGUGCUCGGCUCGCUGUCGGUGCAAGUGUUCAGCUUCCGCUGGUUCGUGCACGAUUUCAGCACCGAGGACAGCGCCGCGGCCGCCUCCAGCUGCCCGCAGACCGGAACCGACUGCAAGACCUUGGUCAGUGGCGGGUCUGCAGCCGGGGAAGGAGGGGAGGCUCGUCCUUCCACGCCGCAAAGACAGGCUUCCAACGCCAGCAAGAGCAACAUCGCUGCAGCCAACAGUGGCAGCAACAGCAGCGGGGCCACCCCGGCCAGCGGCAAACACAGGUCUGCGUCCUGUUCCUUCUGCAUCUGGCUCCUGCAGUCACUCAUCCACAUCUUGCAGCUCGGGCAGAUCUGGAGAUAUUUCCACACCAUAUACUUAGGUAUUCGAAGUCGACAGAGUGGGGAGAAUGACAGAUGGAGGUUUUACUGGAAAAUGGUGUAUGAGUAUGCAGAUGUGAGUAUGCUGCAUUUGCUAGCCACCUUUCUGGAAAGUGCUCCCCAGCUGGUACUGCAGCUCUGCAUUAUCGUACAGACUCAUAGGAUUCAGGCCCUCCAAGGUUUCACAGCGGCUGCCUCCCUGGUGUCACUGGCCUGGGCCUUGGCUUCUUACCAGAAGGCCCUCCGGGACUCCCGAGAUGACAAGAAGCCCAUCAGCUACAUGGCUGUCAUCAUCCAGUUCUGCUGGCACUUCUUCACUAUUGCUGCAAGAGUCAUCACCUUCGCCCUCUUUGCCUCGGUUUUCCAGCUGUACUUUGGGAUCUUCAUUGUCCUCCACUGGUGCAUCAUGACCUUCUGGAUCGUCCACUGUGAGACAGAAUUCUGCAUCACCAAAUGGGAAGAGAUUGUGUUUGACAUGGUCGUGGGGAUCAUCUACAUCUUCAGCUGGUUCAACGUCAAGGAAGGCAGGACACGCUGCCGGCUCUUCAUCUACUAUUUUGUGAUCCUUUUAGAAAAUACAGCCUUGAGUGCCCUCUGGUACCUCUACAAGGCACCCCAGAUGGCAGACGCCUUUGCCAUCCCCGCCCUGUGCGUGGUGUUCAGCAGCUUCUUAACUGGUGUGGUUUUUAUGCUCAUGUAUUAUGCCUUCUUUCAUCCCAAUGGACCCAGAUUUGGGCAGUCCCCGAGCUGUGCUUGUGAGGACCCUGUCGCUGCCUUCACUCUGCCCCCAGAAGUGGCCACCAGCACCCUCCGGUCCAUCUCCAACAACCGCAGCAUGGUCAGUGAGCGGGACCAGAAAUUUGCAGAGCGGGAUGGGUGUGUGCCUGUGUUUCAGGUGAGACCCACCGCCCCAUCCACCCCCUCGUCUCGCCCACCACGGAUUGAAGAGUCCAUCAUUAAAAUUGACCUGUUCAGGAAUAGGUACCCAGCAUGGGAGAGACACGUGUUGGACCGAAGCUUACGAAAGGCCAUUUUAGCCUUUGAAUGUUCCCCAUCUCCUCCAAGGCUGCAGUACAAAGAUGACGCCCUGAUCCAGGAGCGCUUGGAGUAUGAAACUACCUUAUAAAAACCCCGAAAAGACCGUGGAGGAAUCACCAGCCCUCUAGAUGAAUGGGUGACAGCAGCGCUGUGGCAAUAAUGAAUCUUCAUUAUAGAGUAGGGCAGUGAGAUGUAAUAUCUUUAGUCUGACCAUUGUCAUGAUAUUGUUUGACUGCUUGCUGCUGGUCUCUUUUCAAAAUAGCAGCCCAAGAGUUCCCCUCCCCCCAAACUCCACCUGAAAGGAACAUGUCAGUUUUGUAGGAUUCCUCCUACACAUCUUUCAGCUAAUUCAUUGGAGGUUACUAUUAUCUUGGAAAAUGUUGUCUCCACACAGUAGGGUGUUUUGCUGGAGUUAACUAAUCUUUGCAUCAAAAAUAUAUUCAGUAAGAUACACACACACACAACACCAGUCCUUUGACAAAAUAGUUUAUGUGAUUUUUUUUCUUGAUGCAAAGCUCUAAUUCCCACAGGAAAAUACAAAGAGAGAGAAAAUACCUCCCUCAAGAC
Erinaceus europaeus (western European hedgehog) is the source of this 2493-nucleotide messenger RNA. It is a transcript of the gene XKR4, whose product is annotated as XK related 4. Gene Ontology annotation, biological process: apoptotic process involved in development; engulfment of apoptotic cell; phosphatidylserine exposure on apoptotic cell surface. The record is from RefSeq and is a predicted model, not a curated record. Bases 50 to 2014 code for a protein of 654 amino acids. Gene Ontology annotation, cellular component: plasma membrane. The transcript is spliced from 3 exons. Lineage: Eukaryota; Metazoa; Chordata; Mammalia; Eulipotyphla; Erinaceidae.